Messenger RNA from Paramecium octaurelia, 1404 nucleotides. Lineage: Eukaryota; Ciliophora; Oligohymenophorea; Peniculida; Parameciidae. The record is from the annotation of a GenBank genome assembly.
UGAAUGUAUAUUGAUCCUGCAGAUACUAAAGCAUGGGCUCAAGAAAUGAAAGAGUAUCUCAACAAUCAUUUCAAAUAGGUAUUAAGUCAACCGGAAACAACCAAUUGAGUUUACCAAGCCCAAAUUCUUUACUCAGAAGGAAAUGAAAUUGAAAUAAACUGAGUUCAAUCCAGUGUUGUAAACUUACCAAAGUGCUGAAAGAGAUGUGAAAGAAAAGGAGAAGGAUUAUCAAAAGACAUCCACUUUGGCAUAAAAGAAAAUGGUAAUCGCAUUAAUAGAUAGCUCUCUAGGAAAUGGUCAAGAAAUAUUUACAUGAAUACGAUUUAGUUAAUCUUGAACAAGUCCCAGGAAUAGAAAGACCUGAUGAAAGGGAGAAAACCAAAUAAUGUCUUGUAAUUUUAUGUCCUCAUCCAUAGUUACCUCCCAAUUUUAAUGAUUAUAAUAUUAUUACCAAUGAGAAAAAAAGCGAAGAACAUUACAAAAAUAUGAAAGUAGUUGUUUAGAAGAAGGUUUAUGAAAAGCCUGUUAUCAAUAGGAAUAAGAGGGAUUUCAAUAUUGUUACCAACUAGUAAAAAUAAUUCUAUACUUAGAUUUCUUGAAAAUCAUGAAUCCAAACAAUCCGAGAAGGAUCAAGCCACAAUCAAUGGCAUUAAUGAAAAAUGCAAGAAAGUUCGAAAUUACGAUAUUGUUUAAGGAGCCUACUAUGAUGAAGAGAAGGAAGAACAAUAUUAAUAGUAUAUUAUCCCAUAAAACUGAGGAAAUUAAAAUAGGAUCAACAAUAGCAUGGCAAACAUUUUAAUGAUAGGUUCCCUCCCUCUUGGAAAUUCAGAGAGUCUGUAUAUUUGGAUCAAACUAAAGACAUCCCUGAAGAAAUUAAAAUGAUUGAUGAAAUCAAUAGAAACCACAAAAAAAGAUUCGAAAUUAGACAUGUCUUAGAAAAUGAAUACAGAGAAAAAGAUGUUUAAGAUCAAUUGAGAACUCAAGAUAGACUAAUCAAAAGACAUAAAUAUGAUGAUAUGAUCAAAAAUUAUGACAAAGGUAAUUGUGUAAAUUUAAUUACAUCUAGAAUUUGACAUCUUAACCCUAUAAAAACCAGAAAUCGAUCACAUAAUUAAAGCCUUACCUCCAAAACCCCCUCUCAAUUCCUGGGACAAAGUGUAAAUGACUAAAUCUCCCUCUGAUGCUCCAUUAAGAGAAAUCAGCAUCCCUGAUGGCAUUGAAUUUUAAGAUCGUGGAAAUUCUCUUUAAGACACUUAGAGUAGAGUAAGAUUCCCUUAAGUUUUGAGAUAACAAAGUGAAAAAUCACAGAAAUCUGCUCCAAAAUCACAAAAAUCUGUUAUACAAUCUUAAAAGUCUAAUCCAGGCCAAACAGAAAUUAAGUCAGGAGGUUUUUUCUGAAUUACA